AUGCAAACCCCAAUCCGUUGUGCUGAGCAGUCGUACGUUCCACUCGGCCAGCGCCGAGGCAAACCCGAUCUGGCGUGCUUCGCUCUAGACCUGACUCGGGCCAGAGCAGAGACGGAUUGUGCUCCGGGCAGCACAAGGGCCUAUCCCUCUCCGCCCAUGUCAGGGUCUCCUCCGCCACCGCCCAAGCCAAACCAAGAGGUCGGUGACCGAGGUCAGGGAGGCUACCAGGCCUCCAAUCGUGAUGUAUACCGCACAGGCUCGACACUUCCAGGGGGCGAGUACCGGGCAGCACCUCCACCGCCACUACCACAUCUACCACCACCUCCUCCGCCUGGUGUCCGGCCAUACACCUUAGAGACCCCGGAACGAAUGCCGUAUCAGUACCGUCGUCCGGAAGACACAAUGGGGCGGCCCAUGUCGUACCCACCACAGCCGGGCCACAUGGCUCACCAACCCAACUACCCACUGCCGCCAGUGGCUGGACCGACCCUCAUGCCAUCGCCCUAUCCGAUAUCGAAUAAUCCUCACGGUCCCGAGAACCCCGCCUUCGCUUCGCCCAAGUCGCAAAGAAAGACCAAGGGCCAUGUAGCGUCUGCUUGCGUGCCCUGCAAAAGAGCUCAUCUAAGAUGUGACGCCCAACGACCUUGCUCACGAUGCCUCAGCAAUGGCAAGGAAGAUGCUUGCGUUGAUGUUCAGCAUAAGAAGCGCGGGCGACCACGACUACGCGACGACAGAGAACCGCGAUUUGACGCCGGAAGGUUCGCCCAACCUGUUGAUCCGACAAUGCGGCGACCGCUUUCUCUAUACUCCCCUGCGAAUGUUGCUCCGGCGCCGUUCGAUGAUCCUUUACGGAGAAGCCAAUCGUAUCGAAUCUUGAAAUCGCAACCCAGCGACCCGACAGCACCGAGAUUCAUUGAACGUGGAUCAGCAGCGGACGCCAAUGUAUAUCCUCCGCCGCUAUCGAUAGCUCCACGGGCCCCGGAGCCGGUCGCGUUCUUGACGACAGAUCUUGAGGUGGCGAAGGCUUCGAGCACCUUUUUGGAAGCCAUUGGCAUAGAUGUGCAGUCGAUGAUGGGCCGGAGGUUGUCAGAUGUUAUUGCCGCCCCUGAACGUGAACGGGUGCAUGCGCUCCAGAGGGCACUGCAGGACGAGCAAGGCAGGAAGGAGCCGAAUUACCUACCGCCUAUCUUCGGCAAGCAGGAAGCAGAGAGAGUGAUCCAGGCGCUCCCUUUCAGUCCAGAGUCUUUGUCCAGGUACCAACUCGAUCGCCCGGACUUCUUCACAUUCGUCUCAGCAGAUGGGCAGCCGCGGCCCUAUCCCAUUCGCAUUGGCCUGGCCAAGGAGGAUUCGAUAUACUUCGUCGUCCUGUUGCUGUGCCCGCCCACACGGCCGUUCCCGCAUCCCUCUCCAUCACCACAUGCGAGGGACUUGACGUACUCAUUCCAGCCUCAAGGAUUUGCACAGCUCACUCCCGUUUCGGCAUCCUUCGACCAGGGAAGGUCUCGAUUCGGAGAAAUGUCUCGGGAGAGCAGCUAUACGCCUAGACAACCCCCAACACCAGGCCACUUCAUCUCGGGACCUAGCCCGGGCAUGAGUCCAAAUGUGUCAUCCUACUCCGCUUCGGCUACUGCGCGGCCGGAGCAGCGUGGAAGUAUAUCACACCAGAUACCGAGGAGCGAGCUCCUCCCUGCAAGGCAACCCCCACAGCCUGAAUAUCAAUUACCACCCAUCCGAAGCCAACCUCAGACGGGACCUCCAGUAGACACAACUUGGCCACGCGAUGAUCGGACAGGUCGUGUCGACAUUGGUGGGCUGAUUGAUAAGCCUGGGCCGUCGCGUCGAAACCAAUGA
Molecule: messenger RNA, 1851 nt
Organism: Anthostomella pinea
Lineage: Eukaryota; Fungi; Ascomycota; Sordariomycetes; Xylariales; Xylariaceae
Source: the annotation of a GenBank genome assembly